ACAAUGUCAUAUACACGUGGGUUUUUUGCAGGAACAGUCACCACUUUAUUUGCUGUUGGAGUUUAUCAGUAUGCACAAUCCCCAAAGUCUAUUCAGCAUCAGUAUGAUCAACAAGUGUCUGAUGAUGUAAAAGAGCAGAUAAAGCGAAGGAUCCUGAAAUAUGGGGUACCAAACAGAGGUGAAGAAGCAAAGGUCUUCACAAACCAUGUACUCUCUUAUGAUCAGAGUAAAAAGAUCCCUAUAUGGGUUGCUGAGUGUAUUACAAAGGAACAUGCACAAGGAAAUGCAAACAGGAAGUAUUCCAAGUUUAUGCCAGACUCUCAGAUUCUGUCCCUCUUCAGUGCCGACAACCAAGAUUACCUGGGAAGUGGGUGGUCAAGAGGUCACAUGGCUCCGGCAGGCAAUAACAAACAUGACCAGAGAGCAAUGGAUGACACAUUUUACUUGUCCAACAUUGUACCACAAGACAUGGACAAUAAUUCAGGUUUCUGGAAUCGCUUUGAAAUGUACUGCAGACACCUGACCAAGCGGUUUGACAGUGUUCAAAUCUUCAGUGGACCACUGGUUCUUCCAACAGAAACCGAUGAGAAAGGUCAAAAGCUGGUUGUUUAUCCUGUGAUUGGAAAAAAUGAGGUGGCUGUACCGACUCAUCUAUACAAAAUAAUCUUAGUGGAAACAAAUGGAACUCCUUCAGCCAUUGGCUGCUUCAUCGUACCCAAUCAGCCAAUAGAAAACAAGUAUUCCCUUACAGAGUUUCAAGUUUCACUAGAGGAAAUUCAAAGGAGAAUUGGGGUGGAGUUUUUUCCGAAACUUGACGGUACUCGACUCCAGAGCUUGUGUUCUGUGGAUUCGUGUACAUUAACAAGGCGGCAGGGAUAGAAAAUGCAAAAACACAGACCCCUGGAAAUUCCCCCUCUUUUACCAUAAAAUAAUUUGAAUAGUCAGAAAAGAUUUGCAACCUCCUCUAAGGAUGUCUUUGGGCGAGAGCAAGAAAUAUGUUCCACUUUGUUCUCAGAACAAGAACAAAAUAACCUAUGUCUUCCAAACGACUAGAACAAUCCAGAAGAACUUGUUCCUACGACAAAAAUUUUGCACCACCUUAGUUGCUGGAGCUUGGAGGACAAAUAGUGAGGCAGUUGAAAUGAGAGGAAUCUCUGGACAAAUUUGUAUUACAUAAAAUUAUGUACUAACAAAAUAUGAAUUGUAGUAAAAUUCAUAAAAUUAUUUUUUAUGCCCCCUUUCGAAGAAGAGAGGGCAUAUUGCUUUGCUACUGUCUGUCGGUCCGUCGGUCUGUCGGUCCAUUUAGUUUCCAUUCAAUUUCUUCACAACCUUUGCACAUACUAAAAUGAAAUUUGGUAUACAGGUUUAUCAGGUGAAUAUCUAGGUCAAGUUUUGUUUUGGGUAUGAUCGCACCAUUUUUGACAGAGUUAUGCCCCUUGGACUUAGAAAAAUUCCAUUUAUUUGCAGUUUCCAUUCAUUUUCUUCGCAGAGGUUGCACAUAUUGAAAUGAAAUUUGGUAUGCAGAAUUAUGAGCUGAAUAUCUAGAUCAAGGCAUGUUUUGGUUAAGAUCGCACCAUUUUUCUUAGAGUUACAUUGUAUGUUCCUUCAACUUAGAAAAAUUCCACAUAUUUGCAGUUUCCGUUCAUUUUCCUUGUAGAGGUUGCACAUUUUGAAAUGAAAUUUAGUAUACAGAUUUUUCAGCUGAAUAUCUAGAUCAAGUUAUGUUUUGGGUACGAUCGUACCCUUUUUGUUAGAGUUAUGCCUUUUUGGACUUAGAAAAUAUCCAAUUUUGGGGGAGGGGGGCAUAAGUGUUUUACAAACAUUUCUUGUUAUUGAUAAAAAUUUUCUUUCCAGAGAUUGGUUAUUCUUGGUUAUUUGUAUAUGACUGUAUAUAUAUAUAUAUA
This is a messenger RNA of Saccostrea cuccullata (small rock oyster), 1904 nucleotides long. Its product is annotated as nuclease EXOG, mitochondrial-like. Gene Ontology annotation, molecular function: 5'-3' exonuclease activity; single-stranded DNA endonuclease activity; metal ion binding. NCBI's taxonomy places the organism in Eukaryota, Metazoa, Mollusca, Bivalvia, Ostreida, Ostreidae. The transcript has 5 exons. The record is from RefSeq and is a predicted model, not a curated record. Gene Ontology annotation, cellular component: mitochondrial inner membrane; nucleus. Gene Ontology annotation, biological process: apoptotic DNA fragmentation. Bases 4 to 879 code for a protein of 291 amino acids.